Helobdella robusta is the source of this 255-nucleotide messenger RNA. RefSeq lists its product as hypothetical. The record is from RefSeq and is a predicted model, not a curated record. The transcript has a single exon. Gene Ontology annotation, cellular component: mitochondrion. Gene Ontology annotation, biological process: mitochondrial respiratory chain complex II assembly. NCBI's taxonomy places the organism in Eukaryota, Metazoa, Annelida, Clitellata, Rhynchobdellida, Glossiphoniidae. Bases 1 to 255 code for a protein of 84 amino acids.
AUGCCUCGUCACAAUAAGUUACAAUUGGAAAUUUUGUCUUUGUACAGACAAUUUUUAAGAGUGGUCUCUGAUAGGCCUGGAACUUCGGAAUAUGUAAAAUCCGAAUUUAGAAAAAACUCCUACAUACCGAAAAAGAAUAUUCUGCAAAUAGAACAAAUUGUUCGCAGGGCUCAGCGGCAGUUGGAGUCAUUAAAAAAGCCUACCACAAAAGGAAUAGGCGUGUUCCAAAGGGAUGAUCAUGAUGAACAAAAAUGA